Messenger RNA from Hemiscyllium ocellatum (epaulette shark), 1189 nucleotides. RefSeq names its product 5-hydroxytryptamine receptor 1D-like. The transcript has a single exon. Gene Ontology annotation, molecular function: G protein-coupled serotonin receptor activity; neurotransmitter receptor activity. Bases 56 to 1189 code for a protein of 377 amino acids. Gene Ontology annotation, biological process: chemical synaptic transmission; G protein-coupled receptor signaling pathway, coupled to cyclic nucleotide second messenger; regulation of behavior. Lineage: Eukaryota; Metazoa; Chordata; Chondrichthyes; Orectolobiformes; Hemiscylliidae. The record is from RefSeq and is a predicted model, not a curated record. Gene Ontology annotation, cellular component: plasma membrane; dendrite.
GGCUGGAAACAAACAAUGACUCUUAUUCAGAUCUGCCCAACCAAUCUCACUGACGAUGGACCACGAUAACUCUUCCACUUUAGUUUCUCUUCCAGGUACAAUAACUAAUUCCUCAGAAAAUUCCUCGGCAAUGCUAAUCACCUGGAAUGAAAACAGUCAGUUAGGGCUGAGGAUUUCGCUGUCUGUCGUUCUGGGCAUCAUCACCUUGGCAACCAUCCUCUCCAAUUCAUUUGUGUUUGUCACCAUUUGCCUCACGAGGAAGCUCCAUACUCCCGCCAACUAUCUCAUUGGGUCUCUGGCUGUCACGGACCUCCUGGUGGCUAUUAUGGUGAUGCCCAUCAGCAUUGUCUACACUGUCAUCAAGACCUGGACUCUAGGACAGAUCAUGUGUGACAUUUGGCUAUCUUCUGACAUCACGUUUUGUACUGCAUCCAUCUUGCACCUGUGUGUCAUUGCUCUGGACAGAUACUGGGCCAUCACUGAUGCCUUGGAGUACACGAAGCGUCGCACACCGGGUCGAGCGGGCCUGAUGAUAGCUGUAGUCUGGGUCAUCUCAAUCUGCAUCUCCAUCCCGCCACUAUUCUGGAGGCAAUCAAAAGCUCUUGAUGAACUCAAGGAAUGUGUAGUCAACACCGACCAGAUAUUCUACACCAUCUACUCCACUUUUGGAGCCUUUUACAUCCCCAGCGUGCUGCUAAUUAUACUGUACGGCAGAAUUUACAUGGCAGCCCGAUCAAGGAUUCAGAAACCGCCCUCAGCCUUCGGAAAGCGCUUCACCACAGUACAACUCAUAAGUGGAUCAACCGGAUCUUCGCUGUGUUCCGUUGGCUUUAACAGCCAGGAAACUCUCCCUCAUUCUAGUGAAUCUCCUGUCUACCUGAACCACAUCAAAGUCAAAGUGUCCGAUAGCGUCCUGGAGAGAAAGAGGAUCUGUGCAGCUAGAGAGCGCAAGGCCACCAAAACCCUAGGGAUCAUCCUUGGCGCUUUCAUUUUCUGCUGGCUCCCUUUCUUUGUGGUGGCCUUGGUAAUGGGCAUCUGCAAAGAGGCAUGCUGGUUUCAUCCUGUGCUCUUCGACCUCUUCACGUGGCUCGGCUAUUUAAAUUCACUCAUCAAUCCUGUCAUAUACACAGCUUUCAAUGAGGACUUCAAACAGGCUUUCCAAAAACUCAUACGACUCAAACGAUGCUAA